AGGCGUUUCAGUCUCUCGCGGCCCGGGAGCUCAGCAGAGCUACCAGCUGCCCUGUUGGUUUCGCUGGUCGGAUUGUCCUCCUGGCCCCGCCAAACAGGCGGGGGGAGCGGCCCCGACUGUGGGGCCAUGGCAGUAGUCUCCUGGUUCUCCGCCGCCGCUAGCCCAGCUAAGUCGCCGGCUUCUGCGCUAGGGGCUCCUACCGCCUCCGCAGGCUAAGGAGCCGCUACCACCAACGAGCUGUGAGGGUUACUAUGCUCCCUCUUUGCCGCCGUCUCCUCCUCUUGCCCGCGCAGGCACCCCUCUGGCUGCUCAGUCCUGCCUCAGGUAACGUGAAAAGAGGACGGGGGACACAAACCCGGGCAUCCUGCCCGGCCCGCGCGCGCGGCCGCUCCACCUCCUCUGCCCCGGAGCAGAGGCGCCUGCGCCCCUCCGCACCCGACGGGACCCCUCGGCUUCACAGAGGUCCCCCUCUCAGCGGCGGCGGACGCUCCCUUCCUGGCCGCUUUCUCCUUUCCUUACUUCCCUCAGGCUCCCCGCCACGUCUGCUCCCCCUUAGAACCUGGGAACCCAUUAGAAGUUACCUCGCUCGCAUUGGGGAUCUUUCGUUUUCUCGGAAAACUCUUGUUUCAGAGACUUCCAGCUCCCCACUGAGCGCCUCCCUGCUCUCAUACCCACUCCUGCCUCAGAGAUCUGGGUUCCUUCACUUGACUUCCCUCCGAUACACUCUUCCCUCGAAAACGUUCACCUCUACCCAGGAAAACAGUUCCCUCCCCUCAGACCCUACUGCCUUCCCCCUCUUCUUUCCUCGCUUGUCAUCAUCUCCCUUCCUUUCCCCUCUCUGCUUUUUACUCUUCGCUAUGAAGACUGGACUAAGCCAGUGUUCAGAUUUCGCCACAAGUGAAACCCAGGUUUGUGUAAUUUAAAAAUCUUUAAAUUGUAUACCUCUGAGAAGAACUUGCUGAGGAAUUUGGACUUUAUGCUGCAUGCAUGGGGAGCCGUUGAAGGUUUUGUAAGCAGGAGCUUGGUAUGAUUGCAUUAUCUCUGGUGAAAAUAUAGAGGAAGGAUUGAAAGUGAAGACCGUGGAGGCGGAAAGGCCAGUUGAGAAUACUGUGGACAAGGAUUUGAGCAGUGUCAAACCAGAAGAGAAGUAAAAUUCAACAAAAAUUUAUGUGUGGAGUUCCUUCUUAAAAGAAGAAAAAAGUGAUUAUUUAGACUAUGGAUCGGAGCAAACGGAAUUCAAUUGCAGGAUUUCCCCCACGUGUGGAGCGUCUUGAAGAGUUUGAAGGAGGUGGUGGAGGAGAUGGAAAUGUGAGCCAGGUGGGAAGAGUUUGGCCAUCUUCGUAUCGAGCUCUUAUAAGUGCCUUUUCCCGACUGACGCGUUUGGAUGACUUCACCUGUGAAAAAAUAGGGUCUGGCUUCUUUUCUGAAGUGUUCAAGGUACGACACCGAGCUUCUGGUCAGGUGAUGGCUCUUAAGAUGAACACGUUGAGCAGUAACCGGGCAAACAUGCUGAAAGAAGUACAGCUCAUGAAUAGACUCUCCCAUCCCAACAUCCUUAGGUUCAUGGGUGUGUGUGUUCAUCAAGGACAAUUGCAUGCACUUACAGAGUAUAUCAACUCCGGGAACCUGGAACAGUUGCUAGACAGUAACCUGCAUUUGCCUUGGACUGUGAGGGUAAAACUGGCCUAUGACAUAGCGGUGGGCCUCAGCUACCUUCACUUCAAAGGCAUUUUUCAUCGGGACCUCACAUCUAAGAACUGCCUGAUAAAGAGGGAUGAGGAUGGUUACUCUGCAGUGGUAGCUGACUUUGGCCUGGCUGAGAAGAUCCCCGAUGUCAGCAUGGGGAGUGAGAAGCUGGCUGUGGUGGGUUCCCCAUUCUGGAUGGCACCUGAGGUUCUCCGAGAUGAGCCCUAUAAUGAAAAGGCAGAUGUGUUCUCUUAUGGUAUCAUCCUCUGCGAGAUCAUCGCCCGCAUCCAGGCCGACCCGGACUAUCUUCCCCGCACAGAGAAUUUCGGGCUGGACUAUGAUGCUUUCCAGCACAUGGUGGGAGACUGUCCCCCAGACUUUCUGCAGCUUACCUUCAACUGCUGUAAUAUGGACCCCAAACUGCGCCCAUCUUUUGUGGAGAUUGGGAAGACCCUGGAGGAAAUUCUGAGCCGCCUACAGGAAGAAGAGCAGGAGAGGGAUAGGAAGCUGCAGCCCACAGCCAGGGGACUCUUGGAGAAAGCACCUGGGGUGAAGCGACUAAGCUCACUGGAUGACAAGAUCCCCCACAAGUCACCAUGCCCAAGACGUACCAUCUGGCUGUCUCGAAGCCAGUCAGACAUCUUUUCCCGUAAGCCCCCACGUACAGUGAGCGUCUUGGACCCAUACUACCGGCCACGAGAUGGUGCUGCCCGCACCCCCAAAGUCAACCCUUUUAGUGCUCGCCAGGACCUCAAGGGGGGCAAGAUCAAGUUUUUUGACCUUCCCAGCAAGUCUGUCAUCUCUCUGGUAUUUGACCUGGAUGCACCAGGGCCCAGAACUAUGCCCCUGGCUGACUGGCAGGAGCCCCUGGCCCCACCUAUUCGCCGGUGGCGUUCCUUGCCUGGUUCGCCUGAGUUCUUGCAUCAAGAGGCCUGUCCAUUUGUGGGCCGGGAAGAAUCGCUAUCUGAUGGGCCCCCACCACGCCUAAGUAGUCUCAAGUACAGAGUUAAAGAGAUCCCACCAUUCCGGGCAUCUGCCCUACCAGCUGCUCAAGCCCAUGAGGCUAUGGACUGCUCCAGUCUCCAGGAAGAAAAUGGUUUUGGGUCCAGGCCCCAGGGGGCCAGUCCAUGCCCUGCGGGUGCUUCUGAGGAGAUGGAGGUAGAAGAAAGGCCAGCAGGCUCAACUCCAGCCACCUUCUCCACCUCGGGCAUAGGCCUGCAAACCCAGGGAAAGCAGGAUGAGUGAGGGGGGUUGGUCCCUGCCUCACCUUGGGGAUGGACCUUCAGCUGAAACCAUAUGGCCCCCUAGGUGCACAGCCUUGAUUCUUCCCUGGAGCCUACAGAGCAGGCAGGCUAGGCCAAGCUAGGUUCAAAUUCUGGGCUCCCAGUGCCCAUUGGCUGUGUAUGACAGGGGAGGCAGCAGUGAGAGGCCUUCCUAGUCAGGGCCAACAGCUGAUACCAAGCCUCUGAAAUCCGGCAAGGAGGUCUGCCUCCCACCAGACCCCCUCCAGUGUACUUCCCCAGAUAAGACCAGAGGAUGUCUAGUUCUAGGCUGAGCUGGCAGGCAGCUGUUACCCCGGUUCUUUCCCCACCCCAGGUCCGUCUCUUCCCCUUUCUUGGGGCAUAUAAGCUACUGAGUGGAACAUGGAGCUGACCAAGAGGCCAAAAUGGGCAUGGCUGUUUCCCAGACCUGAAUAUUGGGGUGCUUCUUGCCAGUAUUCUAAGACACUUGAGUAAUUGCUGUUUGCACUUACUGCAUGGUCAGACCACGUCACUACAUUUCUAUGCAAGGGGACAGCAAGGCAGCGUGGUGGUCAUGGCUCUUAGCUAACCUAUUCAAAGAUCUUUUCCCAUUGAUUAAUCUAUUUUCAUAUUUAUAAAGGAGUCUUAAUGUUCUGCCCCAUAAGACUUUCAACCUUGUGGUUGGGAGUGGGGCUGGUUUUGUAGGCCCUAGGGCCUGCUUCUAUGUAUUUGUCAACAUGUGAUACAUUCAGUUGGUUAAAUGGUUUAUACAUGGACUGAUUUUCUUCCCUUCCUGCCAUGGCUGGAGCUUUGGGAACAGUCUGUCCUUACAGAGCUGCAAUAAGAAAUAACCAAAGAUGAAGCUGGUCAAAUAUUUUCAUAACUUGCUUCUGUUGUUUUUUUGUAAAACUUUCCCAAGACAUUUUCAGACUUAAAAAUAAAGUCGGUGUUACAGGUG
Molecule: messenger RNA, 3885 nt
Organism: Symphalangus syndactylus (siamang)
Lineage: Eukaryota; Metazoa; Chordata; Mammalia; Primates; Hylobatidae
Gene: TESK2
Product: testis associated actin remodelling kinase 2
Biological process (GO): actin cytoskeleton organization; protein phosphorylation
Cellular component (GO): nucleus; cytoplasm
Molecular function (GO): protein serine/threonine kinase activity; ATP binding
Source: RefSeq, a predicted model, not a curated record